Trypanosoma conorhini is the source of this 828-nucleotide messenger RNA. RefSeq lists its product as uncharacterized. The record is from RefSeq and is a predicted model, not a curated record. The transcript has a single exon. Bases 1 to 828 code for a protein of 275 amino acids. Lineage: Eukaryota; Euglenozoa; Kinetoplastea; Trypanosomatida; Trypanosomatidae.
AUGGCAACGCGACUCUUGCCGUCACCGUCGCCGUUGGUGCGACGGCAGCGAGCCAAUCCCGCCGCCGCGCUCUUCGCCCGGUGCGGAGCUUUGGUGGCCACUGCUCGCUCUUACUUUUGGCCCUUCAAUGAAGACUUUGUGCCGAGAGGGGCGGCAACAAGUGGCUUUCAGUCGAGCGCCUCCCCGAACAUGCGGCAGCGGGUACUGCAGGAGUACGCGCUGAGUCCUCUCUUCGGGGCGCGCGUGCCGUGCUGUACGCUGGGAAGCAUGCGGUCCGCGCGGGAGAUGGUUGGGGUGAAGAAGGAGGUUGCCCUGCUGUUGUGCGAGCUUGCACGACUGCGGGCGGGCGCCGUCAGCCUCGGCCCGCUGGUGCAGACGACGGAGAUGAUGCUCUUUAAGCCCGACACUCCGUUGAGUCCGCGCCUCGGAGACGAUCGAAGCCGCAGGAUGCACACGUACGCUCGGAAGCCCAUCGCGGCGCGAACACUGAUGGAUGUGUUUUUGCCGGAGGAAAUUGCGCUGGACGAGGUGGUGGCGAUUGGGCGCCUCGUGCAGGAGAAGCUGCUGCUCGCGCGGCGUGACGCAGACGGCGGUGACGCUGAGAGAGGCGGCGGUGCUGGUUGUGGUGUCGCCGGUGGAAUGCAAGAGGCCCAGGUGCUUGUGGGCCGCAUGGGCAUUGUCUACUGCGAGCUCCCACCGCUCGACGAGGGCGGGUUUAUGUUCGAUGCGGUGGGCGGGGUCAGCCUCGACGCAGAUGAGGCGGAGCGUGUGGUGCAGCGGUGGCACGAGCGGGGCGAGUCGCAGGCACGCCAGUCUCCCCCCACGUGA